Molecule: messenger RNA, 1762 nt
Organism: Vanessa tameamea
Lineage: Eukaryota; Metazoa; Arthropoda; Insecta; Lepidoptera; Nymphalidae
Exons: 9
Coding region: 146-1558 (470 amino acids)
Source: RefSeq, a predicted model, not a curated record
GGAAUGAUUACGCGGGGUGACGUCACCGACAGGCGCUCCCCUCCUCGGCCCCGCUCGGUGCUCUUAUACCGGUGACUAGCGGCCCUACUACGUGACCGCGGUUGACAUUCGAGUUCUGGUGUACGCGUCUCCCAGCCGGCGCAAGAUGGACACGAAGGGCGAGGGUGAGGAGAUGACCUACCCGCAUAUUUGUUUCAUGGUCGAUAAUUUCGAUGAGGUGUUCUGCGACAUAGUUGUCCGUGAUGGAGAGAUGGUCUGUGUGGAGUUGGUGGCUAGAGGUCGUGGAGGCGCCGCGCAAGCCGUCAUCUUCCUCGGUUCCAUUCGCUACGACGCGCUCACUAGAGUCUAUGACGCGAGGCAAUCAUCGUUGUCGACGAAGGUGGCGCAGCGUAUGUCGUUCGGCCUGCUUGGACGUGGAGCGGGCGCCGCGGCGCGCUGCGAGUUCGUGCGCAUGAAAGGGCCAGGGGGAAAGGGUCACGCUGAGGUGGCGGUGUCGCGGCCGCGCUCGUGCGGAGCGCACACGCCCAGCUCGGAGCCCGGACUCACGGCCGCCGAGCUGUGGGACAGCGACUGGGAGGAUGACGACCCCGACGAGCUGUUUCUCUAUCGGAACCAGCGUCGUCUCAGUGACCCGAGCGCGAACAUAACGACGUUUGUUCGCGGCGGGUGGCGCGCCCGCGAGCGCGACGAUAAGAGCCGCUCGGAGAACGAGGGACUCGACGCGCUCUCGCAUGGACUCGCGGAGGUCGAGGCAGGCGACCUGCGUGACGGGCGGCGGGCUUCCUCGGUGCGCUGGCGCGGCUGCUGCGCGGGCGGCGGGGCGGCCGUGCCCGGGGACAUGCGAGACGUGUACCGCCGCGCACCGCCUGACCUGUCGCCCGCUUGUCUGCACACCGUGUCCCCGCGCCGCCGUCCCGCCCGCAUGACGCCGCAGCCGCCCCCGCUGCGGCCCCUGCGCCUCUCGCGCCCCCGCCGCGCUCCGUCUGCGCCUGCCGCGCAAUCCGCGCCCGCCAUGCCCUCCGCGCCGCCCGGCGACACCGAGUGCGAGCUCGCCUGCGACGCGUGCUGCCUCGACGGACGCUCCUCGCCCGCGCCGCCGCGCGCGCUGCACGAGCGCUUGGCCGCCGUCACGGUGCGUGGCGAGGAGGAGCUGCCGUGCGAGCCGACGGGCGGGGUGCGGGGCGCGGGCGAGGCGGGGGGCGCGAGCGCGGCGUGGAGUGCGGGCGCGCGCGCUUACGUGACGCUGCCGCGGCGGCGCGGGGUGGCGGCCGUGCUGUUCCGCAACGCGCCGCUGCCGCCGCGCCGCACGACGCCCGACGGCACCGACAUUUACUACUGGUGCGACGUGCCGCGCCGCAAGCAUUCCGAGCUCGACGAUGGCGCAUACAACCCGCUGUGGGCGAUGCGCGGGUUCACGCAGACGUUCCACCUGUGGAAGGAAGGCCGUCGCGCUCAGUCGGCGCCGCUCAACGCGUUCCUCACCUACGUCACGCUGCCAUGGUGGAGCAUCGCUAAGGAUAUCCUAGACCAUCGUGAAGAGCCCAUCCUGACCUUCUGAGAGGAGACUCCUGGGGCUCCAAGCCCAGCCCACAUCACGUGCGAUAUUGUAUUUAUAUACUUUACUGUCACCGCCGUCUGCGAGGACGUUCUCGUACUAGUCAUCCAAGAAAUAAGUCAAAUAAUAUAUUAAACUAGAUAACUUAACAAAGUGCAUUAGCUUAGAGCCAAAUUUUAUCCUUUUAAAAAUAUUUUAGUUAAAGUA